AUGUUUAAAAGGUUGGAAACGUUACCGUUUAAUCGUUCAAAAUUAGAAGGUGGAUAUACAGGAAUAAAUGAGGCUACAUCAUUUAUUGACGCGUCUACAAUUUAUGGUAACAAUGAAAUUGAUUUGCAGCGAGUUAGAGAUUAUGGUAAUAAUGGGAAAAUGCGUUUGGAAAAAUUGCCCGGUGAUGAAUUUGGAUUUCCAUUUGUUGAAGAGAACGGAAGAUACAUAUUAGGAUAUAGCGCGGAUUUUAGAAUUAUUUUUACUGAUUUGUUUCAUGUAAUUUUCCUACGUGAACAUAAUCGGUUGUGUGAUGAAUUUUUUGCCAUUCAUGGAAAUGAUUGGAGCGAUGAACAAUAUUUCCAGGAAGCUAGAAGAUGGGUUAUCGCUUUUAUUCAAAAGAUUACUUAUUAUGAAUAUCUCGGAACUGCGUUGGGGAUUCCUUUGCCCAAAUAUGAGGGAUAUAAACCAGAUCUUAAACCGGUAAUCGAUACUUUCUUUGCUACCGUAACUUAUCGUUAUGAUCGUGGCAUUCCUUUAUAUAAUGAUGCAAGAGCAGCAUUUGGCUUACCAAAAAAAACAUCAUGGGCAGAUAUCUCGAGCGAUCCUGAUGUACAAAAAAGAUUAGAAGAUACCUAUGGAACCGUAGAUCGAGUUGAGGCAUUAAUGGGUGGAUUAGCUGAAGAUCAUAUUAAUGGAGGAAAUUACGGAGAAUUAUUUUAUAAAAGCUUUUCAGAACAAUGGUUAAAUAUUAGAGAUUCUGACAGAUUUUGGUAUGAAAAUAAAGAUGCAGGAAUAGGCAUAAUAAUAUUUACUAUUACAAUAAUACAAAUUUCCUUGGGUAUGAUGGCGAUUUGGGGAUUGGCUAAUGUUGAAUCAGCAGCAACGGGAAUUGUUCGUAAUUUAAAGCACUUACACUUUUACUUGGGAGGCGCACUACUUUUAGCUGCGUGGAUUAAUAUAUUCUUCGGCUUGAGUGUAUAUGGAGCGAAUAAGGCAUUCAUUUGGGCUUAUAUAGUUUGGUUGGUUUUUAUUGGAUUUGCAAUAACCGCAAGUGAAUUUUAUUAUAAAAUCAAAAAUAUGCAAUUCUUGUGGCCGGUAAGGUUUACGGAAGAUUCGACAAAACGGAUUCAAAAUUGUAUCCCUGAGGAAGUUUUUGAAAGUUUACCUGUCAUUACUUGGGAUGAAUUUAAUAAUAGAGUAAUGACGGGAGCUAAUUUAGUUAUAGCAGAGGGAUUAGUAUUUGAUAUACAUCGAUGGAUUCCAGUACAUCCGGGAGGACAAAGGAUAUUAAGAAGAGUAGUUGGUACUGAUAUUACACAAGAUUUUUUCUUUGAUCCUACAGAUCAAAUAGUUAUCAGCACUGAUAUUAAAGUUGAAUAUAGUGAUGUUCAACAACCCAAUAUCUCGGAUAAUACAUAUAAUGAAAGAUCGAAAUAUGAUUCCAAAAAGAAGAAAAAAAGACCUCAUAGUAUAGCAAAUGCUAUUGACAUGGUUAAUGCCAAAACAUAUAAGGAUCGUAGAGUUGCGAUGCAUCGUCAUUCAAAAUUUGCUACGUCUAAAUUAGCUAGCAUGGUAAUUGCCAGGUUAAGCAACUCGGCAAUUACAGAUACAAUUAAACAAAACCCGAUGAGAAGUUUUGAAAUAAAUAAUGAAAAGAUAACACAACCAUUAUCAAGUUCUCAAAUUUUCCGAAGAUAUAUUUUAAUUAAUAUCGAACUUGUAACUAGACACAAUGCCGCAAAUCCUGUUAAAAAAUUUACAUUUCAAGUUAUACAUCAAAAAGACAAAUUACCGAGAUUUCUUCCCGGAGAUUAUAUUGAAAUCAUGAGUUUUACUAAUAAUCAAGUGAUUACUAGACUAUAUACUCCAAUUCAGGGACCAACUGACAAUAGUUUCUGUAUAUUGGUUAAAAUAUAUAAAGAUGGUAUCAUGUCUCAACAUUUAAAUAAACAAUUAAAAAAUUUUGAGAUUAAGGUGAGGGGACCAUUUGAUAUAGCAAAUCGAAUGGUGCUGCCAAUAUUAGAAACCAACAUAUUAACUAGACCUUCAUCACCCUCACUUGGAGAAACUAAUAAAAAUCUUAGUAUUUACGAUUUGAGAAAAUCACACAGUAUCGCUACAUAUUUACAACAGAAUGGUAUAGUAAAUACAUUAUAUAAUAGUGAUGUUGAUAAUAAUAAUUUACUUGAAGGUAGAAGUGGAAUAUUAUUAAAUAAGGAAAGAGAAGAUUUAUGUUGGGAUUAUUUGUUUAUGGUUUGUUGUGGUACUGGAAUUGCUCCAAUGUUGCAAUUGAUACAAUAUCAUAUGGAAAAAGCGGCAUCUUCAGGUUCCGAUUUCAAAUUAUUUUUAUUAAUAGCAAAUGGUACCAUAGCAGAUUUAAUAUAUCCAAAAUAUUUGGACUAUAUAUGUCAAAUACUUAAAGGGAAACUUAACAUUACUUAUGUUUUAUCAAAACCUCCACAAAUUUGGAAAGGACUCUGCGGAACAAUUGAUGAUACAAAAUUAUAUAAUUGGAUGAGUCAAAAUUAUUCUCCUACAAUUACACCAAGAAUAAAUAAUUUUAACGGUGAAAAUAGUAUUCAAGACUCUAGCCCCAAGUAUGAAAAGUUUGAAGAACGUGAUCAAUUGGCUAGAAAUAGUCAACAAAUGGCAUAUAACAAAAGAGCAUCAUCACCUUUAAGCAUUUCUUCAUCACAAACGAACGAAAUGAAUGAAAGACAAAAUUAUAUAAGAUUAUUUACUAUGGAUAAUUCUAAACGAGUUAAAGUAAUUAUUUGUGGUACCGAUCAAUUUAAUGAGAGCAUUAAAAAAUCUUUGGAAAGGUUAGGUUUCCCUAUUGAUGAAAAAGCUUUAUUCAUGAACUAA
Messenger RNA from Funneliformis geosporum, 2865 nucleotides. The record is from the annotation of a GenBank genome assembly. NCBI's taxonomy places the organism in Eukaryota, Fungi, Glomeromycota, Glomeromycetes, Glomerales, Glomeraceae.